Psilocybe cubensis is the source of this 603-nucleotide messenger RNA. RefSeq lists its product as uncharacterized. Lineage: Eukaryota; Fungi; Basidiomycota; Agaricomycetes; Agaricales; Agrocybaceae. The record is from RefSeq and is a predicted model, not a curated record. Bases 1 to 603 code for a protein of 200 amino acids. The transcript has 5 exons.
AUGCCCUGGGAGUACUAUUUUGUCGCCAAUUUGUGCAAGGCCAUUCACCAGUUUUGCAAGCCGGUGUCAGUAAUUGCUCCCAAUGCUCCUCCUCCUGCACCAGGUCCGGCACCCUCUGCUGCUAGCACCCUCACUUCUGCAGUCACUCCUCAUGCCAAAGCCAAACGCACUUGCAAGAUACCCAAGUCCAAGGCUAAUAAUGAGGUAAAGCAAUGUCGCACAUCUAAAUGGUCAUUCAACAAACUCAUCGCCAGUAUGCAGGGCAUGUCAGUUGAUGAGGACAUUGUCAAAAUCAUUACGGAUUCCGGUAAUCCCAUCCCACCUUUGGCCAAGCCACUAGUGCCUACCUCUGUCAUCCCUCCACCUAUCUGCACUAUUCCAGGUACAAACCCCAUUGGGAAUGAUGGUUCUAAGUGCGCUAAAGUCACUCUUAUUGAUUUUGAAGAGGUUGGCAUCGACUCUAACAGCAAGAAGCCUUGUGUUAAACCCUCUGUUGCCAAUCAAGGUGGUAACCCGGUUAUCUCUGUCGUGGAGAAGGCUCUCGCACUCCUUUGCCUUGACUGUGCUGAUUUCAAGUUCUGUUGUGCUUUUGCCCAAUGCUAG